This is a messenger RNA of Penicillium mononematosum, 918 nucleotides long. RefSeq names its product ankyrin repeat domain-containing protein. The transcript has a single exon. NCBI's taxonomy places the organism in Eukaryota, Fungi, Ascomycota, Eurotiomycetes, Eurotiales, Aspergillaceae. Bases 1 to 918 code for a protein of 305 amino acids. The record is from RefSeq and is a predicted model, not a curated record. Gene Ontology annotation, molecular function: protein binding.
AUGGUGGCAUUACUACUCAAGCAUGGCGUUAAUGAGGUUAAGAUAGAUUGGAAUGCCACCCCUGCCCUUGUCGCAGCCAUGCCAUUCCCGUCAAUAGUCGAUAUGCUCCUCGAGAGAGGAGCAGAUUGUCAGGCGAGGUUUGGCACAAAAGGGUUUGCCCCAAUCGAGUGGGCUAUACGGAGUGGAAAUGUUGCUUUGGUUCAAAGACUGCUCGAUCACGGUGUCACAUUGAACAUAUGCCUGGCGGGCACGGAGAGAACGAUUCUCACCUCCGCAGCCGUAGGAGGGGCAACGAUGCUUCAAUUUCUGCAUCCAUAUGGCGUGAUACCUGUUCCCAGCGACAUAUAUGACCAGUAUGCAAUGGUAGCUGCUGUGAGAAGGGGAGACUCAAUAACCACGGAGUAUUUCCUCAACCAAGGAUUUGACCCGAAUUCUGAUCUCGGCGCACUCCGGCAGUAUUAUUCAUACGACCACAAUAUAAGACCUUACCUGAGCAAUGCUGCAGAGGCUCCUGACCCUGAAGCAGCAGCAGCGACUCUUGAUGUACUUUUGCAUUAUGGCGCUGAUAUAGACAAAUGGGAGGAGCUACCUUAUUGCUGGUCACGCGUGGGUCAUAAAGGAAGGCGAUUGGUCUCUCUACGCCUCAUCCUAGAACGAGGGGCUAAUCCUCUUCCCGAACACAAGUUUGGGUUAUCAAUGCUGGCAGAGGCAGCGGAAAGGAACCACAAAGAGGCCAUCCAGCUCUUGCUAACACAUGCCCAAAAGCGCGCUCUUACCCUCGAUGAUCUGCAUCGCAAUCUUCUCUUAGUUGAAGGAACAUCAGAGCAAUGGGAGAGACAGCGUUUUCAGGGAAGUUGGUAUAUCGUUAGGCUCUGGAGACGACUUUAUUGGCGAAAGAUGUAUCCUGUACUGACGUGA